This is a messenger RNA of Rhipicephalus sanguineus (brown dog tick), 3605 nucleotides long. RefSeq names its product solute carrier organic anion transporter family member 74D-like. The transcript is spliced from 10 exons. Gene Ontology annotation, biological process: transmembrane transport; sodium-independent organic anion transport. The record is from RefSeq and is a predicted model, not a curated record. NCBI's taxonomy places the organism in Eukaryota, Metazoa, Arthropoda, Arachnida, Ixodida, Ixodidae. Gene Ontology annotation, molecular function: protein binding. Gene Ontology annotation, cellular component: membrane. The coding region runs from base 1 to 2031 and encodes 676 amino acids.
AUGUCGACGCUGCAGCGACGAUACGGCCUGUCCAGCUGGUCGAUCACGGUGAUCCUCUUCGCAGACAGCGCGAGCCCGUUCUUUGUGAGCUUCCUGGUGGGACACUACUCGCGCACCGUGUCCAAGCCGCUGCUCAUCUUCUGCGCCAUCGUAGCCCUCGUGAUCAGCUGCUUGAUGAGUGCGCUGCCGUUCUUCCUGUACGGACCGGGCUCGCCCCUAGGUGUCGUCGGACGCUGCCGGAGGACCACCCUGGAUACCUGCCAGACGGCGGACUCGAUGCAGCCGCUGCAACCAAGUUGCGAAGGCCGCGGCAUGCCGGAGUCUUACGUCGUGACGGCCGUGCUGUUCGCGGCCAACUGCUUCUACGGAUCCGCGUACAGCGUGCUCUUCAUCUCCGGGAGCACGUACGUGGAUGACAGCGUGAAGAAGAAAAACUCUCCUCUGCAUUCGAAAAGGAUGAUCACCAAGGUGACCUACCUGCUUAGUGUGACAAACUCAGUACAGACCUGCAACCUGUACUUCGUACAGGUUGCAGCCACUGUUGCCAUACUAAGGCUGGCCGGACCAACGCUUGGCUACUCCCUGGGAUCCUUGUGCCUGCGCUACUAUGAGGACCCUCGAUUGGACCCAUCGCUGGAACGGACCGAUCCUCGCUGGGUGGGUGCCUGGUGGAUGGGAUACGUGGUGCUGGGUGCCUGUCUGGCAGCAACCGCAUUUCUCGCACUCUUGUUCCCGCGCAACUUGUCGCCACCGGCUUCACGAUGUGCUGCCCGAGAAGCACCCGCAGAGAACGCCAAUGGGAUGAGUACCUUCUGGCGUUCGCUACGGACCUUGUUCGGGAACCCGGCUUACGUGUUCCGGCUCAUUUACUGGCUGUUGGCGAGUAACGCGACCUUGGGCCACGCCAUGAUGAGCUCCAAGUACGUCGAAGUCCAAUUCAGGACUUCUGCCUCCCAAGCCAGCUUUCUCAUCGGUCCCGUACUGAUGGUAACCAACGCCCUGGGGCUUGGCAUGGGUGGCUUGGCCCUGCACGCCUUCAGGCCAAGGCCUCGCCUUGUGACGUUGUACACGACGCUCUGCGACGUGGCCAAGCUCGCCUGCCUCGUAGCGUGCGCCUUCAUUGGCUGCGAAGCCAUACGGCUGGCUGGCACCAUCAGCACCGUCCCCGGCCACGGGUCGUCGAUACAGGUAGCUUGCAGUAAUACCUGCAACUGCACCACCAGGCACUUCCAGCCCGUUUGCGACCCCGUCAAAGACACGGUUUUCUUUUCACCUUGUCACGCGGGCUGCACCAAGAUAUCUGCAACAGAAUCCGGUACGGUGUCUCUCGGCAACUGUUCGUGUUUCCCAAGACUACCUGCCCAAUACGAGUACCAGGAAACCGACCAAGAGGCACCUUACCUGGGUUUGUGCACCACCGACGCGUGCAGCCAUGUGAUGACGUUCAUUGCAUUGUCAUCGUUGAUAGGCUUCAUCGUCCGCACCACAACUGUAGGACACACAAUUGUCGGGCUCAGGAUUGUACCUCGCGAGGAGAAAGCGAUGGCUCUGGGCGUCCAAGAAGGCCUGAGCAGUAUUUUUACUUACAUUCCGUACCCGAUGCUCUACGGGGCCAUCUUCGACUCCGCUUGUCUCGUUUGGGAGGACAAGUGCGGCAAGCCGGGUGUCUGCUGGCUCUACGACACGGAUCGGCUGCGAUACGCCUACCACGGCUUGUCCGUCGCCAUCCUGCUCGCCGCUAUAGUCUUCGAGCUGGGCCUCGUUUACCACAGCGGUCGCAUGUCCGACUUCUACUCGGACGCGCCUGCCCCGUCAUCGUCGCUUCACAAAUCUCCCGUAGUGAUCUCGGACGGUCCCGAAGGUUCGCCUCUAGUUGACGAGCAGAAGAAGACGAAGGCUAGAACGAAAUGUGAGGCGGCAGAAGGAGGAAGUGGUGAAAGCGAAGACGAAGAUCUUCUCAGCGACGAAGAUCGUCAGACAUCGUGCGGCUGCUGUAAGCAGGAGCCGAAAGAUCAAGCGUCGACGUGCUGAAUAAGCAGUCCGCGCUUAUCUUCAGAGAUGAGUUUCAACGUGAUGUAGCACUCGUUCAUGUCUACCAGCGGACAGGACCAGUGGAUGCCUUUAUCAAAGAAUUGACCAAGCCAAACGUGGUGCUAAGCACUGGUCUUGCGUGUUGUGUUCAACGUGCGUCUUUUUACAGCUGUGAGCAUGCACUGAAUUUCUUCAGUGGCCCAAGACACUGGCGUGUAACAUGUGCGUUGUGCUCCCGUGUGGCUUUACAGCCACAAUAUGAACGAUUCUGCAGAGACAACCGCGGUCGGGCUUUUAUGACAAGUUCUGGUGGAAAUGUGCAGAGAAAUACCGGUCCUGCAACCAUCACGAUAAAAUUGCUACUUUAAAGCAUGACGAAAAGUGAUAAGGUAUCCUUUUUUCGUAUGGACGAGCUCGGUGGUGCCUUGAAAGAUAGGUAGUGAACAUCACACAUGCAACCUGCAUGUCUGAGAGUACCCGCUAUUUUGUGGUGCUUGAAGCCCAACAUACAUUUUUUACAAACGUUAAAGGACCCCUGAACGACUUCAACUUCGAAGGCGAAAGCGCGGUUUGUUUCUCACCUUCGCUUCUCCUCCUAUACAGGUGCUAUCUGUACUCCUCGCCGCUUAUUUCUUUAUGAGACACGUGUACAAUAUGAGAAUACUCGCAGUUGUGUGUAUCGAGACUUCACACUUUUUUUGGCUAUACGCUGUUAUCUGCGUUUUUAACGGUACAAAACCUACUAUAUGAGGUGAAAUCAGUUCAUCGCGCAUGACAGCCAAGCGAGACAUGGAAAAGGGACGUGCGACUGCAUGGCAAUGUGUCAUGUUAGGCAUAUAAUAACUGAUGUCGCAUGUAGAUGGACUAAUCGAGAGCUUGUAUCCGAGCAACAUCACUUACACUGUCGGCAUUGCAUAGUGCGGCGAAAAAAAAAGGGAGAUACUUCUGGGAAGAAAGCGCUGACUGCAUGCAUCUUCAGUUGUCGUUUAGGGGCCCUUUGAGACUGUCUGCUUUACUGAUGUUGCGCAUCCCGUGCCAAAUAAGCUGUAGGUGUACAGCAUGCGUGUAUAUUGAAUUGACCACUGAAACCAACACAAGAACCUGCUGGUUGCUGUGCUUGUAUGACAUGUUAACUCGUUUUGUACACAGAGUACAAACUACGGACUCUCCGUCCUUCGACCCGUACAUCGUGCGCGCUGCACAGUACAUGAAACUCGAUGAUAUUUAAAUGCCACUUUUGUAGGCUUCUUUGAUUAUUUUUUUCCCAGUGGAUCCUGUGGAGUGCGAUGAUUUCGAUGAUAUAUCUAAUUGAAACUACACGCUUGAAGCGGGUAUUGCACUGUUAAUACGCCAAAAUCGCCAUGUAUUAUAAGCCGUGUGCCAUUCCUAGCGUAUCAUUGGGGGAAAAUUGCCCUAAGCAUGGUGCCAUGUGCCUUGUAGCGUUUUGAGUCACAAAACGAACAUGCCGGCUAAAAUAGCACACCGAUGUUUGUUGCAAAGGAGAGCUUGAUAUUUCUGGUGUGAUUGUUUUUUAUUUGCGCGAAAUAAAAACAAGCGUUCGUCUUUUGUUGUAA